GGAAGACCUGUCAAUUCCUCUCUGACGCUUACACGAACAGUCUCCUCGAAGUAGUUUCACUGCGUGUUGUCACAGGCGGUGACAGAGGGAUUUAAACUCACAACAUUACGACACUUGAGCGGUUUUCACAACUGAGGCAAGUGAACCAGAAACCUCUCAGGGCGUCUCGUCUCAGCCCUCGAUGCUCCUGCAAUCCGGCGGGUGUUAAGAUCCAUGGAAGUGGCCGGCUUCUACGACGAGGGCAGCUUUGCUAUCCACAGUAGAGACAGCAUUAUCAGCCCCAUCAGCAGCGGCUCAUAUUGGAGGCUCGGUGACUCGAUGACGGAGCUGGGCAUUGAAGAGCGGGAGAGAGCGAUAGACUUCAGUGUUUACCUGGACUCGGCUUUGCACUGUCCGCCGCAGCAGCUUCAGCAGGGGGACGUUUACGCAGACUUCCUGGCGGAGAACAAGAUCAAGAGAGUGGCAGCUUUACAGGGCUACAAGAACUACUCGCUGCUGAACGAGCUGGAGGCGAGUCAGUGCGACAACCUGAGAGACCCCAGGGAGCCCUACGCGCUGGGUUACACAGAGCUGCAGGAGACCCGGGUGGAUAGUGUGCUCAGCCCUGAACUCAUCGGGAGCCGCUACAAGGCUGCUGCCGUCGCCGCUGCUGGUGAGAGAGAAGACAGUCAGGAAGACGUGAAGAUGGAGAAUGGGUCGUCUGGCUUUGACAUGAGGUCCUACCUUCAAUACCAGUCCACCAGCGGCAGUCUCGGAAACAUCUCCACUGCGUCCUCGACUUGCUCCAGCCCGCCCGGCACACCUGCCCCGUCAGGUAAGAGCAGGUCACCAUCGCACGGCGGCAAAAUGUCGAGCGGGAAAGCAAAGAAACGCCUGGACAAGGACAGUGAAGAGUACAGGUUGAGGCGGGAGAGGAACAACCUCGCCGUCAGGAAGAGCAGGGACAAAGCAAAAAUGCGCAACUUGGAGACUCAACACAAAGUGCUGGAACUGGCUGCAGAGAAUGAUCGUUUACAAAAGCGCGUAGAGCAGCUGUCCAGAGAGCUGGCCACCCUGCGCAACCUGCUCUCCGCCACCGGACAAUGUUAAGAAAAACCUCCACCAGAGACCCAACACGGAUUUCUGAACCGCUUGUCAAAUCAUUCAUGGACUUUUAUUUUUUAGAGCCGGAGGUGAUCAAGUGUUGAAAAAGGUACGCUUCACAGGUGAAGACAGCGACCACCAGUUUACAAGGACUCUUUGAAUGGGACUGUAGAAGUGGGUGCAUGGAUUGCGCAAUCAUUCCCGUUUCUUCACAUGUCGCCAUAGCUUUAUUCUCAGAUGUAAUUUUGUGUACGCAGUAUUUCUGUGCAGGUUUUACAUACAUGCGAGUGAAUUUCUACAUUUUGCGUAUUUGGAGCAGUGGUUGUCAAGGGAAGAGUUGUGCUGCAGUGAAAUGAUGCAACUCUUUGUAAUAGUAUUGGCAAUGAAUGAAAUAAAUCUAAUUAUUUAAUAUUAAAAGGGAAAUGCUUUAAUUGUACUUGAUAUUUUAUUGAAUUAAACAGAUUUAUACUUUGUUUAAACAAUUUCAUUUGUAAUUCCUUCUUUUCUGUCCUUUUGGAGCAGGUGUUGGCUCAGACAGACAUGGUUGCCUUUGACAUGCACACUCACCAUAGUCAGACUGUGUAUUACGUGUGAUUUCCAACAUACUGUAGAUAAAAACUGACGCCACAGUAAGGCGGAUUUGUAAUCGUUUAAUUCAGGCCAGUAUGUCAAAACUGGAAGAAAGAACAUACUGUAGAAUACGAAUGUGAAUUUUAUAAAAUGUAGUCGUCGCCUGUGACGUUUUCAAAAUGCCUUGCAUCACCAUCGUCUCGAUCCAUUAUCGUUUAUGGUUUCCACAAACAGAGAAAUGGCCUUCAGUGGUCUGAUCAGAGUAUAAAACAAGGUUUAUGUGAAGUUUAAAUGAAACACAAAGGUGACGUGGUUCAAAAUCACUUGGUUUAUACCAGACCAACCAAAGCGAAGAGCUGACUCUCCGCACUAUUAUUGGUUAACCUGUAAGGCCAUUUGCAUUCCUCUGUUUACUCACUGAUUUAACACAAAAGUCCUCAGAUUAGGAAAUACAUCCAAGCAUUUUAUACUGAAAUGAUACUGCUGAUAGCAGCAAAAACGUUUGGCCACACUGCACGCAGCACAGAAAUGUAAGCUUUAUCUUUAGCACACGGCUCUGUCAAUAGUCUGCUGGGUCCACUGGCCUAGAGAGGGGUUCAAGGUUGCAUGGAAAUUAAUCAGCAACUAACCUCACACCACCUCGGGUCUUGCUUCAAUGCCAAGAUCUGGGUGAGAGUCAGUGCAUGAGAGAUAUGAAUAAUCCUGAGCAAACGUCAUUUUAACUCUCAAGUGGAAGCCCCUCAGCAGAAAAUGUAGAAGUUAAAAAUGGUGGUGACAAAGGAGGUUAGACCAGACAUGAUAGAUUAGUCCACAAUUUGUUUGCAGUGGAAUUUACCAAGCCCUGAGACUGCAUUUCACUGUGUGCACAAUACAAAAUGUUAUCUGUCACGAGCAAAGCAAACUCCAGACAGAGAGGAUAAAGAAAAAGGCACGGUGGGAUUUGUAUGUGAUCCGUGACGUUUCAGGGUGGGGAAUGUUGUCUAACUCUCGCUUCGAACUGCAGACAAGAGCACAAUCCACCUCUGUUAGUUUUUCAGGAGGGGACGUAUUUGCUAUCACUGAAAAGUUAUGUUAUAUGCUCCAAAUAAAGUAUUAAAACUG
Messenger RNA from Scatophagus argus, 2754 nucleotides. RefSeq names its product CCAAT enhancer binding protein beta (gene cebpb). Gene Ontology annotation, biological process: regulation of transcription by RNA polymerase II; DNA-templated transcription. The transcript has a single exon. The coding region runs from base 214 to 1089 and encodes 291 amino acids. The record is from RefSeq and is a predicted model, not a curated record. NCBI's taxonomy places the organism in Eukaryota, Metazoa, Chordata, Actinopteri, Scatophagidae. Gene Ontology annotation, molecular function: RNA polymerase II cis-regulatory region sequence-specific DNA binding; DNA-binding transcription factor activity, RNA polymerase II-specific.